Talaromyces atroroseus is the source of this 1062-nucleotide messenger RNA. RefSeq lists its product as hypothetical. NCBI's taxonomy places the organism in Eukaryota, Fungi, Ascomycota, Eurotiomycetes, Eurotiales, Trichocomaceae. The record is from RefSeq and is a predicted model, not a curated record. Gene Ontology annotation, cellular component: membrane. The transcript is spliced from 4 exons. The coding region runs from base 1 to 1062 and encodes 353 amino acids. Gene Ontology annotation, molecular function: lipase activity.
AUGCUGGCUUUCUCUGGCAUCGAAAACAAUCCACUCGCCAACGUCGAUACAGAGAGAGCUGCACAUCCUAGCAUGGCUGCUGGGAUUACUGAGGAAGAAGGGUCGCUGGUGCUUCCAGAUGGAAUCUCUCUGUAUACGAAAAGCUGGAAGCCCGCGGGAGAACCGCGCGCCAUCAUUGCCUUCUACCAUGGAUUCAGCGACCAUUGCAAUGCGUUCUUUGAAUUUUUCCCUAGCCUUGCCUCCUUGGGGUUUGAGGUGCGCUCUCUCGACCAGCGAGGAUGGGGUCGAUCCGUCACCUCCAACCGCAAACUCCGCGGUGAUUUUGGAUCAACACCUACAGUCAUGGCCGAUCUUCAUUUCUUCCUCCGGUCUCUCGUCCCUUACACCAAAGAGAGCUCCAUCCCCUUGUUCCUCAUGGGCCACAGCAUGGGCGGAGAGAACUCAUUGUACUACGUGCUAAACCCGGAAUCACCAUAUUACAAGACACCAACAACCAAAACCUCGUCUCCAACAAGUCAAUUCAAACUAGCAGGUGUCAUUGCAGCCGCGCCCUAUAUCAGCUUGCAUCCGGCGACACAGCCAUCCAGGCUUUUGGAAAUUUCAGGCCGGAUUGCGCUAAGGAUUUUGCCAAAGAUGACCCUGAAGCAAGGAGUGGAUGUAAAAAAUGUGUCGCGGAAUCCGGCUGUGCUUGAGAACGUUGAGAGAGAUAAUGGAUACUUGUUCCAUAAGACUGGGACCCUGGAAGGGUUUGCUGGCAUGCUGGAUCGAGCGGCUUGGUUGAAUGGGUUGCACACUAAGAAACAGAAGGAUGUUGUUAGUGAUGGCAUUGCUGGGAACGUUCCGCCUUUAUGGGUCGGCCAUGGCACGGGGGAUCGCGCGACUUGGUUCGAGGCGUCGAAGCGGCUAGUAGAGUCCUUGGAUUAUGUUGAUGAUAAAACCUUCAAGUCGUAUGAGGGUGCGUAUCAUAAGCUGAUGAAUGAGCCCGAUGGUGUUGGGGAAGAGAUGACGAGGGAUGUAGCAGAGUGGAUUGAGGCGCACAUUUCCCAGGCUGAUGGCGCUUGA